Messenger RNA from Xylona heveae TC161, 351 nucleotides. RefSeq lists its product as hypothetical. The record is from RefSeq and is a predicted model, not a curated record. The transcript has a single exon. NCBI's taxonomy places the organism in Eukaryota, Fungi, Ascomycota, Xylonomycetes, Xylonales, Xylonaceae. The coding region runs from base 85 to 312 and encodes 75 amino acids.
GGAGGGGGGAGAAGUACUAGCAGAUGACGGGAUCGAUUGAGCCUCUUUGAUUGUCGUGCUGCUGCACAUUUUCGAUUGGCUGAGAUGAAAAAGAAUUUCGUUCCCAUUCCGAGGACCGCCGUCCUUUAUUUUGAAAUAUAUGAUGCCCUGUAUAUGCUUUUGCUUGACUUGAUUUUCCCUUGCCCUUUCAUUUUGCCUUUAGACAUGGAUCUUCAGCAUAUGUUGUUGUUGUUGUUAUUGCAUUUACAGUAUAGGAAGGAGAAAGUAUACCCCUGUGAUAGAAGAAGCGCACAAUUAGUACUUUGCUUAUAGUAAGACGCCAUUGUUUAUAAUUAAUCUGAUUGCCUCUAU